Molecule: messenger RNA, 1967 nt
Organism: Varanus komodoensis (Komodo dragon)
Lineage: Eukaryota; Metazoa; Chordata; Lepidosauria; Squamata; Varanidae
Product: zinc finger protein CKR1-like
Exons: 3
Coding region: 123-1691 (522 amino acids)
Biological process (GO): regulation of DNA-templated transcription
Molecular function (GO): DNA-binding transcription factor activity, RNA polymerase II-specific; RNA polymerase II cis-regulatory region sequence-specific DNA binding
Source: RefSeq, a predicted model, not a curated record
CUGCUGUUGCUGCUGCUCCCCGCAAAAGAGACGCCCCCCCCCCCGAGCUGCAAACUUGCUGGAGGCGCACCGCGGGCUGAUUGUAGUAGGUGCUGGUGAGCCUCUGAGAAGACCCUUCUGCCAUGGAGCCGUGGGUGUACCUGGACCACCGCCAGAGGGCCCUGUAUCGGGAUGUCAUGCAAGAGAGCUACGAGACUUUGAUGUCUCUCGCUGCUGAUAAACUGCUGAAUAGCAAUAACAAUGAGGAGGAGGAGGAGGAAGAUGAUGAAGAAGAGGACGAUGAAGGCCCCGAGGAGUUGCGUCCUGGGACAUCUCAAAGCACCCACAGGCGGAUCAUGCCCUUGGUACACCGGGCUGCUCCUGAGCCACCGAAAAUCGCGCCGGUGGUUAAGAAGGACAAAGCCACCCAGCGUGGCCACGCACUGAAGAAAAGUCUGGAGAGCCGCUGCUCGGAUUGUACGCGGAUCCUGCACACCACCGGCAGGGGCCGCCAGCGGAGCGAGGCCAACGCCGCGCGGGAAAAGCCCUUCCAGUGCUCCGACUGCGGCAAGUGCUUCAUCUGGAGUUCGCACCUGGAGCGCCACCGGCGCAUGCACACGGGGGAGAAGCCCUUCAAGUGCCUCAACUGCGGGGAGGCCUACAGCCAGAACUUCCACCUCCUGCAGCACCGCUGCUCCCAGCUGCUCGAGAAGCCCUUCAAGUGCGCCGAAUGCGGGAAGCGCUUUGCCCAGAGCUCCGCCCUGGAGAACCACCAGAAGGGGCACACGGCCGUGAAACGCCACAAGUGCGUCGACUGCGAGAAGUGCUUCAUCUGGGCGUCCCACCUGGAGCGGCACCGGCGGGUCCACACCGGGGAGCGGCCCUUCAAGUGCCCCGAGUGCGGGGAGACCUACAGCCAGAGCGCGCACCUGGCCAAGCACCGGCGCAACCACAUGGGCGAGCGGCCCUACAACUGCCCGGCCUGCUGGAGGAGCUUUGCGCAGAUCGCCGAGCUGGAGGAGCACAAGAAGACCCACCUGGGCUGCGAGGACUGCGGGAAGGUCUUCCGGAGCCGGCAGACGCUGAUGCGGCACCAGCGGGGGCACCGCCGCGAGCGCACCCACCUCUGCGAGGAGUGCGGGAAGGGCUUCGUGUGGGCCUCGCACCUGGAGCGCCACCGCCGGGUGCACACGGGCGAGCGCCCCUUCCCCUGCCCCACCUGCGGGGAGAAGUUUGCCCAGAAGGUGCAUCUGCUCCAGCACAACAAGACGCACUCUCACACGCGGCCCUACAAGUGCGGGGACUGUGACAAGCGCUUCGGGGACAGUUCGGCGUUCCUGGCCCACCAGCGGGGCCACGCCAUGGAGAAGAACCACAAGUGCCAGUACUGCGGCAAGAGCUUUGCCUGGAGCUCCCACCUCGAGAGGCAUCAGAGGAUCCACACGGGCGAGAAGCCCUACAAAUGCCCCGACUGCCCGGAGCACUUCAGCCAGACGUCCCAGCUCUUCAAGCAUCAGCGCAGCCACCUGGGCAAGAGGCCCUACAAGUGCAGCGAGUGCGGCCGCAGCUUCGGCACCACCCUGGAAGUCAUCAUCCACCAGCGGACCCACUUUGGAACCAAGCCCUACCGCUGCUCCAACUGUGGGAAGGGGUUCACCCGCCGGGCCAACCUCCUGAAGCAUCAGAGGUGCCACAUGAAGGAGAGCCCGUAAGGAGUGUGCAGCUCGCCGGGCCGGAGGUGUGAGAGGGAUCGUGCUUUUCUGCAUUUGGCGAUCUAGAAAUCCACACGAGAGAAGCCCUUCUGUAUGUUCUGAUUAUGGGGUAACUUCAGUGCUGAUCUGAAUCUUGCAGCGGCACCCAGUGAUCUCUACUCAGUUGAGGAAUUUUUCAGAAAAUGCACAGUACAAAUGAGAAGCUCAUAGAAACGCAAGGACGGAGGGGUGUAGCUGAUGCCGGGGUGAGGGUUUUGGGGGGGGUGGGGACAAGAC